Molecule: messenger RNA, 462 nt
Organism: Schistosoma rodhaini
Lineage: Eukaryota; Metazoa; Platyhelminthes; Trematoda; Strigeidida; Schistosomatidae
Source: the annotation of a GenBank genome assembly
AUGAAUCUAUCUUGUUCACUUCUUGUCAAUUUGUUCCAUCUACUUUUUCAUUUAUCUAAUUGUCAUGUCAUAGAUCUGAAACAAUUUUACCUGUUAAAAAGAAUCUAUGAAAUUAAAAAAUCAUUGAUGAAUUACGAUCGACUAAUAACUAAUGAAAAGAGUCAAUUUCAAGAGAAGUUACAUGAAAUGAACAACAGAGCUUUUAAUGAAAAGGCAUCGACUGAAGAGUAUUUCAAUUGUAUAACUAGAGUAAUUAAAUCACAGAUUAUCGAUGACACAAAUACAAGAGAGCUGAUAGAAAAAGGUACGGAAAAUUGUCGAAAACCUAAUGCAAUUAAUGAAGAAGAGAUAAACAAACAAACUCGCCUACUAUCUUCGUUGUUUUACAAUGUCUAUAAUUUGAAUGUCAAUUUAUUUGAACAUCAGUUGCUGUUGGAUAUUUACAACAAAAUGAACAGUUAG